AAAGUCUUUCACAUUGCUCCUGAUCUUCUCUUCUCAACCAUCACCGAAACAAAACAAAACAAUGCAGUUCUUCGGCGGAUCCGAGAUAAGUCCAUCACCUCCCGUUCCGACAGCGAGUGGAAACAACGCGCACAUGAUGUACGUGUUCAACCGCAACGGCGUGUGUCUCCUCUACAAAGAGUGGAACCGGCCUCUUCACACGCUCAACCCACAGCAAGACCACAAGCUCAUGUUCGGUCUCCUCUUCUCCCUCAAAUCCCUAACCGCCAAAAUGGAUCCCAUCAAUGCGGAUAAGGGGAAUCUAGGGGUUCCACAGUUGCCAGGACAAGGAUGCUCUUUCCAUAGUUUUAGAACCAAUACUUACAAGCUUAGCUUCAUGGAGACUCCCUCUGGUAUUAAGAUUAUCUUGGUAACUCAUCCAAAGACUGGAGAUUUACGCGAAUCCCUUAAGUACAUCUACGGUUUAUACGUUGAGUAUGUGGUAAAAAAUCCUAUCUACACCCCAGGAUCUCCAAUCAAGUCAGAGAUGUUCAACACUGCACUCGACCAGUAUGUGAGGAGCAUCUCAUAGUGUGUGCAUUACAAGAUUUGGCAAUUGGAACUUAUCUGCUUCACAGAACUGUCUUUUCAACAAUCUAUAGAGAAGAGAGGAUUGUAGUAAAACGGUCAAUCUCGAUUCUCGAGUACACUGCUUUCAUCUGCAAAUAUAUGUUUUGUUCUCCUUUUUAAAUCAAUGUAUUGGUUUGUUUUUUUUUUUUCUUUGGUAAGCUACUGUAUUGGCUUGUUUUCAAAGAUGUUUAUGGUUAACGCAUAUCUUGAGAUGCCAUAUGAGCAAGAAACCGUAAUUUGAAUAUUUUAUGUAACUUAAAAGCAAAAUAUAACCUCAU
This is a messenger RNA of Eruca vesicaria subsp. sativa (arugula), 887 nucleotides long. Lineage: Eukaryota; Viridiplantae; Streptophyta; Magnoliopsida; Brassicales; Brassicaceae. The record is from the annotation of a GenBank genome assembly.